AUCACCCAAUACACAUUUAUUAAAUGCCUGCUAUGUACCAGACAUAAAUCUUAGGACAGGGGCUAAAAAGGCAAAUAAAAUCAGUCCCUGAUCUCAAGGGGCUUACAUCCUAAUAGGGGAAAUUACCUGUGCAUCUGCGAUUAUAUACAAGAUAGAUACAAAAUCAUUACAAGUUUGCUUCAGAGGGGAAGACACUUGGAACAGAGCAGGAAAGGCUUCCUGCAGAUGAUGGCACCUGAGUUGAGUUUUGAAGGAAGGCAAGAAUUCUAGGUAGAGGAGAGGUGGGCAAUCUAUCUAUCUAUCUAUCUAUCUAUCUAUCUAUCUAUCUAUCUAUCUAUCUAUCUAUCUAUCUAUCUAUCUAUAUCUAUAUAUCUCACUUAGCCAUUCACAUAGGACAGUCAAUAUAACUAAACAGAGAUUAGAGAUAGGGUGCUGCCUAUAUAGAACCAGUAACCCAAUAUAGCUGGAUGGUAGUGUUUCGGAGAGGAGUAAUACAUAGGGAGACUGCAGAGAUAAUAAUGGGUGAGUUGUGAAAUACUUGAAACACCAUAGUUUGUAUUUGAUGCUAGAGGUAAUAGGGAGCUACGGAGUAGUUUGAACUUUGGGAAAACCAUUUUGGCAAGAUAUUGAAGUGAAGAAAGAAUUGGGACUGGGAGACAUAUUACUAGGUUGUUUCAAUUGUCCAGGUGGGAAAUUAACUGAUCAGGGCCUGAAAUGGAGUGGAGACAAAGGUUAGAAGAAAAGUGGCCAUUGAAAUAAUAAGAUUUGGCUAUGUGGAGCCACUGAGUUUAGGAUGGCAUUCAGGGCUCCAAAGCUGGGUAGUUGGAAGGAUGAAGAUGCCUUCCAUGGAAGCUGGGAAGAGGUAAAGACUGAUAGCUUUGAGAGGAAAGAUAAUAAAUUGUAUUGAACAGCUCCUUGUACAGUAGACUGAUGAGCUGACUUGGAGUCAGGAAGUAUCAAUACUUGCUCUAUGACCUUGGGCAAGUCACUGAAUCCCUCUCAAGGUCAGUAUCCUCCUUUGUACAAGGACACUAAUCUUACAGGGUUGUGGUGAAGCUCAUUUGACAUAACAUAUAGAAAGCACUCUAUAAAUACUACCUAUGAUUGUGUCAUGUUAAAAGACCCAGAAGGUCUUUAGCAUGUCAGAUCUAGAAAGAUAUCCCCGUUGAGCAGGAAGACACAGACCGACACUGUUCAGAGAGGCCCCGGAUGAGCCUGAAGGCUCCGUGAUGAAGGGGCUGAGGCAAUGACUUCUAAAUACCAGAUACUAAUCAGAGAACUGUCACAUUGUCACUAUUUUUGCUCAUAUGGUUUAUUUAACUUUCCCCUUUUUAUCAAGUCAAAAGUGGUUUCCUAGCAUUUAAGGCAAUUAAGCUUGGGACCAAUCCAAGAACAAAUUAUCACUUUGAUGGCUCACCAAAAAGUCCUUUGAUGAGCUAAGAGUCCAAGGCAGCAUCGAUCCUUACAUAAACAAAUGCGAAGGUCUAGAACAGAGGUAGCAACAGGGGCGCAACAGCUGAGAACUGAUGGUCUGCAAGUCUUCUGUUCUUGUAAAAGAGUUCCCUAGGCUUGACCGAGAUCUCAGCGAGGUUCAGGUCAGAGGAGGCAAAGGAGCCCUUCCCUGAGAGGGACUUCCAAAGGGACCGAGAAGACUUGGGCAAAGCACGGAGGCAGUGUGAGCGGGUAGCCAGUGGACGGACGUUUUUGGACUCCUUUUCCUCACUUUCCUCAGCUGUGAGAGGAUGGACUUGUACUAGGUAACUACCGAGGUCCCUUCCGCUUCUCGAGCUCUGAUCCCAAAGGAGGAAAAGGCAUGGAUCGGGCUGGAGGGAAGCAGGCAGGAUCCCCAAUGUCCUCUGGCCGUGGCAGAACAGAUCUAGCAUCGGCUUCGGCAGCAGCAGCAGUUGCGGCUGCCUUCGGUUCUCAUCUAAAGUGAGCAGAAGUUGCAAAGCCUGCAGGCGAGGUGAGCCAGCCUCAGGCGGCUGGAGAGGCCCCUCCCCCAGUGUCCUGGAAGCCCCGAGCUCCAAUGACGCCCAGAGCAGGAGCAAUGGGAGAGAGGGGUGGGGUGGUGGGGGAGUGGGGUGGGGAGCAGAGAGGAGGGCCGGACCGAGUCCGAUCUAAGGACGGCCGAGGCUACUCACUGCCUUAAAUAUGGAUCGCAGACUUGCACUUCCAAGGCGGCGGCGGCAGCAGCAGCAGCAGCAGUGGCGGCAAGGGCAGCGGCAUCAGCAGCACCAGCGGCGGUGGUGGUAGCAGCAGCGGCAGCAGCGGCAGCAGCUGGCCUCCGCUCUCCACAGCAGUCCACGCCAAGCCACGCGCGCCCCAGGCCGUGCCUCUAGCCAGGCACCACUGCAGCAUGAUUAGUUAUUGGCAGUCAUAUCGGUGAUCCCAAUACAAAGGCAGACGCAACAGAAAGAAACGUAGAGAAGACACGCACACGCGCGUGCGCGCGUACACACACACACACACACACACACACACACACACACACAAUAACUCCCCCCCCUCAUUUACACAAACACACAAGCCGGGCACACACACGCCAGACACACACGCGCUUUCAUUCGAUCAGGCCGGCCUGUGGAAGGGCCGUCUCCCACCCUCCCGUUCCCGGGCUUUCAGGCGUGCCAGGCACAGAAGAGUCUGUCCUCCGGUCCCAGCAGUGUCCUCGGCCCUCACCCCACUUCUCCCAGAAGUUGUGGCGGCCCGCCUGCUCGCUCUUCUCGGCUCUCUGGGCUCCGCAGUGUGCGGCUGCUCCCGGAGGCUAGUGGAGUAGCACCGAGCGCUGCCCCCGCAGGUUGAAAACUUCCCUCACCUCCCGCCGGCCGCGCGGCACGGCGCCUACGCCGGGAGGCUCCCGGCUCCUGCUCGCCUUACCGCUCUCCCCCCCGCCCCUCGGAGCCACAAACAGCGGCUGCCUUGGCAGCCCCCGACUCUGCUGCCAAGCUGGAGGAGCGACGCAAGCCAGAUCCCAGGAGGAUGGAGGAUGAAGCCGUCCUGGACAGAGGGGCUUCCUUCCUGAAACAUGUGUGUGAUGAAGAAGAAGUUGAAGGUGCUACCUUGGGAAUAUGAGCUUCAGGAAAUGAUUCUUGGAGAUGAUCCCCCUGACCUUGGAUUUGGGCAGAGUUCGGCAGAAGGGGGACCAGGUCACCACACCAUCUACAUUGGGGUUCAUGUACCGAAGAGCUAUCGACGGCGGCGGCGCCACAAGAGGAAGGCGGGCCAUAGGGAAAGGAGGGAGAAGGAAAGAAACUCAGAGAACUAUUCUGACAAAUCUGAUGUGGAGAAUGCAGAUGAGUCAAGCAGUAGCAUCCUCAAACCACUCAUCUCUCCGGCAGCCGAGCGUAUCCGCUUCAUCCUGGGGGAGGACGAUGACAGCCCGGCGCCCCCUCAGCUCUUCACUGAAUUGGAUGAGCUCCUGGCAGUGGAUGGGCAGGAGAUGGAAUGGAAAGAGACAGCCAGGUGGAUCAAGUUUGAAGAGAAAGUGGAACAAGGUGGAGAGAGAUGGAGCAAACCUCAUGUGGCCACGCUGUCCUUACACAGUUUAUUUGAACUGAGGACAUGCAUGGAGAAGGGAUCAAUAAUGCUGGAUCGGGAAGCUUCCUCUCUCCCUCAGUUGGUAGAGAUGAUUGUUGACAAUCAGAUCGAGACGGGUCUCUUGAAAGCUGACCUGAAGGAUAAAGUGACCUACACUUUGCUCCGGAAGCAUCGGCAUCAGACUAAGAAAUCCAAUCUCCGAUCAUUGGCUGACAUUGGGAAGACCGUCUCCAGUGCAAGUAGGAUGUUUUCCAACCCUGAUAAUGGUAGCCCAGCCAUGACUCCUAGGAAUUUGACUUCUUCAAGUUUGAAUGACAUUUCUGACAAACCAGAGAAGGACCAGUUAAAGAAUAAGUUCAUGAAGAAACUUCCCCGUGAUGCAGAGGCCUCCAAUGUCCUGGUUGGGGAAGUGGACUUCCUGGAGAGUCCAUUCAUUGCCUUUGUACGAUUGCAGCAGGCUGUCAUGCUGGGCGCCUUGACUGAGGUUCCAGUGCCCACAAGGUUCCUGUUCAUUCUCUUGGGUCCUAAGGGAAAGGCCAAGUCUUAUCAUGAGAUUGGCAGAGCCAUUGCUACUUUGAUGUCUGAUGAGGUGUUCCAUGAUAUUGCUUACAAAGCAAAGGAUAGGCAAGACCUGAUUGCUGGAAUUGAUGAGUUCUUGGAUGAAGUCAUCGUCCUUCCCCCAGGGGAAUGGGAUCCAACCAUUAGGAUAGAGCCUCCAAAGAGUCUUCCAUCAUCAGACAAAAGGAAGAAUAUGUACUCAGGUGGAGAGAAUGUGCAAAUGAAUGGAGACACCCCCCAUGAUGGAGGUCAUGGAGGGGGAGGGCAUGGGGACUCUGAAGAACUCCAGCGAACAGGAAGGUUCUGUGGAGGACUAAUUAAGGACAUAAAGAGGAAAGCACCCUUUUUUGCCAGUGACUUUUAUGAUGCUUUAAAUAUCCAAGCUCUUUCCGCCAUCCUUUUCAUUUAUCUGGCGACAGUCACCAACGCGAUCACUUUCGGUGGACUGCUGGGGGAUGCCACGGAAAACAUGCAGGGUGUCUUGGAGAGCUUCCUGGGCACAGCAGUCUCUGGAGCCAUCUUUUGUCUUUUUGCUGGCCAACCACUCACUAUCUUGAGCAGCACAGGACCUGUCCUCGUCUUUGAGAGACUUUUAUUUAAUUUCAGCAAAGACAAUGGUUUUGACUAUCUGGAAUUCCGUUUGUGGAUCGGUCUGUGGUCCGCCUUCCUGUGUCUCAUCCUGGUGGCCACGGAUGCCAGCUUCUUGGUGCAGUACUUUACCCGAUUCACUGAAGAGGGUUUCUCCUCCCUGAUUAGCUUCAUUUUCAUCUAUGAUGCAUUCAAGAAGAUGAUCAAGCUGGCUGAUUACUAUCCUAUUAAUUCCCACUUCAAAGUGGACUACAUCACUCAUUUCACUUGUGCCUGUUUGCCUCCAGAAGGAGCCAAUGAGUCGACUUUUGGUGAUACGACCUCUUCUCCCAUAGAUUUAUUGAUGCCUACUGCUACUGUUAUGUCUCAUAAUGCCACCAUUGACUGGGCAUCAUUGUCCAAGAAGGAGUGUUUGAAGUAUGGUGGGGAGCUCAUGGGCAACAGCUGCAAAUAUGUUCCUGAUAUCACACUUAUGUCCUUUAUCCUCUUCCUUGGUACAUACACAUGUUCUAUGGCCCUGAAGAAGUUCAAAACUAGUCGCUACUUUCCCACUAUGGCAAGAAAACUUAUUAGUGACUUUGCCAUUAUCCUGUCCAUCCUCAUUUUUUGUAUUAUCGAUGCCUUGGUAGGUGUGGACACUCCAAAACUAAUUGUGCCAAGUGAAUUCAAGCCAACAAGUCCCAAUCGAGGCUGGUUUGUUCCACCCUUUGGAGGGAACCCCUGGUGGGUGUACCUUGCAGCUGCUAUUCCUGCCUUGCUGGUCACCAUUCUGAUUUUCAUGGACCAACAAAUCACAGCUGUUAUUGUCAAUAGAAAAGAACAUAAACUCAAGAAGGGAGCUGGCUAUCAUCUGGAUCUCUUCUGGGUAGCCGUUCUUAUGAUAGUAUGUUCUUUCAUGGCUCUCCCCUGGUAUGUGGCCGCUACUGUCAUCUCCAUUGCUCACAUCGACAGUUUGAAGAUGGAGACGGAGACAUCUGCACCUGGAGAACAACCCAAGUUUCUAGGAGUCAGGGAACAAAGAGUCACUGGAACUCUUGUGUUUAUUCUGACUGGUCUGUCUGUCUUUAUGGCUCCCAUCUUGAAGUUUAUUCCCAUGCCUGUACUCUAUGGCGUGUUCCUGUACAUGGGGGUCGCAUCCCUGAAUGGCGUGCAGUUCAUGGAUCGUCUGAAGCUGCUUCUGAUGCCUCUCAAGCACCAGCCUGACUUCAUCUACCUUCGCCAUGUCCCUCUGCGCCGUGUGCACCUCUUUACUUUCCUCCAGGUGCUCUGCUUGGCCCUUCUCUGGAUCCUCAAGUCCACAGUGGCCGCCAUUAUCUUUCCAGUCAUGAUACUGGCUCUUGUAGCUGUCAGAAAAGGCAUGGACUACCUCUUUUCCCAGCAUGACCUCAGUUUUCUUGAUGACGUCAUUCCAGAAAAGGACAAGAAAAAGAAGGAAGAUGAGAAGAAAAAGAAAAAGAAAAAAGGCAGUCUGGAUAGUGACAAUGAUGAUUCUGACUGCCCUUACUCCGAAAAAGUUCCAAGUAUUAAAAUUCCAAUGGACAUCAUGGAACAACAGCCUUUCCUAAGUGACAACAAACCCGCUGACAGAGAAAAGUCACCAACAUUCCUUGAACGCCACACAUCAUGCUGAUAAAAUUCCUUUCCUUCAGUCACUUGGGAUACCAAGCCCUCCUAGGACUCCAGUAAAAGUUGUGCCUCAAAUUCGAAUAGAACUUGAACCUGAAGAUGAUGGUUAUUUCUGGAGGAGCAAGGGAACAGAAUCUACGUUGUAACCUGUUUGUCUCUUAACACUGAAUUCUUUUCUUGUUGUGGAAAAUGAUGUUUUUCUUCAGUUUGUGUCUUUUUUGUCCCUAGCCAAAUAUCCCAGUACCCUUUGCUUCCAUCCUGUGUGGGGAAAAUUGUGACAAGAGUGCACUUUUAUAGAUGAUGAAUUUUCCUUGAAGAAUUUUCCUGUUCUCAAAUAUAUAUUUUGGCAGGUUUUUUUUUGCCACCCAAAACACAGACAGACAGACAGACAGAAAGACAGACAGACACACACACACUCACUCACACUACUAUCACCAUCACCACCAUUCUUUUCCUUUUGCAUCAUUAAAAAAAAGAUUUUGUAAUGGAUUUCACUAAAGCAUCAAGAUUACUGACAACUUUAGCAGGGAAGUUAGAUUUGCUGGCUUAUUCUUCUGUCUAGUUGAACCAAGUCUGAAUGACCUCCAGUUAAAUUCAGUGUCUUUGCUGACCUAGAUUCCCACCCCUAAAAAAUGCUGCUACCUAACUAGUCCAUGCUCUUAAACUCUUCCCUAGUAGUCUGAAAAGAAGGUACUGAUUUCACUCCCUGCACAGAGAUACUCUGGCCAUUAUUGUAGCAUGUUUUGGAAGUCCCAUUUCCUAUGCAACUUUUAUUUUAACCCUCUAAUGGGUUUAUCUGUUGAGUCUUUUGAAGAAUAUUUUUCUUCCUAGAUUUUGUUGUUUAAACUAUGGGGGCCUAACCUGCAACUUAUUUUGUUUGUCAAUUUUUUAAACUUUUUUUAAAUUACUGUAAAGAAAAUGAAUUUUUUCCUGCAGCAGGAAAUCUAGUUUUGAGUAGUUCUACCUCCUAUCUGUAGCUGCCAGGCUUUCUGUAAAAACAACAUAUUGUAAAUAAUGUGAUUUUUGUACACCUAAACACACACACGCACACAAUCUUGAGGACGUCAUGGGGCUGGAUCUGAUGAUAAGCACCGUGUUUCUAAAGCAUUAUUUUUUUAAAAUUUCUUUCUUCCUUCUUUUCUUUUUUUUUUUUUUUAAAGUUCUAUGAAGGAGAUGGGAAAUGGGGGCCGUUAACUACUUUGUGGUUUUAGAAUAUAGUAAAUAUAAUGGCAAUUAAUAAUGUACUCACUGGUGAUUGUAUUCUCAUGUUGAUAUCCUAUGCAGUAUUUUCUUUUUUUUAGAAUUCUUUCACAUAAAAACAGCGGUGUUUUUAUGUAUGUUCAUGGAUGUAGUCUGCAUGUAGCCAAACCUGCAUGCAAAGCUAGAAAGAGAAGGACUGUUGGCAAGCGAAUGAAUGAGCUAUUGAGCCUCAUGUAUCAGUUUUUGGAAAACAUGGGUCUGACUCAUAAUUGACAAGACCAUUCAGGAGUUGGAGUGAGAGGCUAAUGUGGGCAGAUACAUUUUAUUUCUCAGAAACCUGUCACCAAUAAAUCCGCAAGCAUGUACUGGUCACCAUACCCACGUGAGCUUAUCGGGAAGUACGUAGGUGUAGCCACCAUGCACUGUACAUAUACACUGUUCUGGGUUGUUAUUUUUUUUUUAAUGAGCAAGAUGAAUGUCGUUUGUGAUUGGGAUCUUUUUAAAGUCGGGUUUUUGUAUAUAUGUUUCUAAAUUAACACAGCAUAAUGAAAAUCAGGCAUUUAGACACCAAAUUUAGCAUGGCAUUUUAAGCAUAUCCUUUUAAUAGGUUGCAUUGUAUAUUGUGAAUGUGCAUUCGACACAAUGUUUGAAAUGUCUACACUCUAAGAGUCAUAUAACCACUUUUCUGAUGCAGACACACUGUAACAAAUAGGGGACGGGGGACUGGGACCAGAAGGAAACCGUUGGCUUUGGUUUUCCGAUACCUGUCGCAUUGUGGGUCCCAUUCCAAGACCAUAAAUCUGAAUAGGACGUCUGUCCCAGGGGAAAAUCUUUUGAAAAACCCAGCUUGUGAAGAGACCACAUUCAAAGCAGCUCUCAUCCUGAAUAUUUGCUUUCUUUGUAGUACCAAAUAACUGUAACAGUGGAAUCCAGUGUAAACUAUGGAUUUUUGUUACAGCCUCCAAGGGUUUUAUUUAAUGGAGAAAAAUACCUUUUUGUGGUGCUGAGACCUCACAUGUCGAAUUCUUGCUGCACAUUUAAAGUGAUCACUCUCCUUACAACCACUAAUUAAAUAUAUUUAUCUAGGUCUCCCCCUCUCCCGCAGCCAAGCAUCUGUGAAUGUUUCCUCCUCUGUCUUAUUGAAGGAAACAUUCAGCUAAAUGUAGAAAAUAAAUCAUCUAUGAGAAAACUUCUGACAUAUUAAAGAUCCCAUCUUUUAAGGCAAUCUGGACAAUAAUGAGUGGUCUUGUUUGAUUAUCAGUUCAAUUCAACUCAACAAAUUCUUGUUAAGUGUCCUGUGUGACCAGAGCACUAGGUUAGGUCCUGGGAGAAAUACAAAGUUUAGAGAAGGUUUGCACCCUACUCUCUCAGAGCCUAGAAUCUCGGUGUCUAGACUGGGAGCCAUAUUUAGUUCUUUCAGAGAACGCCAAAAUGAUGAAAAGACACCAGUGGUAUAUGCGAAAUUCUGGCCCAUUGACAUAGAUUUACACUUCUCUUCUGCAUUUUUAAUGGCAAAGACUGUUUGUACUAUAUGCCUAUAAUUAGACACUAAAUCUGAUUUUUAAUAAGAAAGCUGACUUAGAUGAGAUGAAGACACAAUAUUCCAUUUUCACUUCCUAGGGAAAAGACUUAAGAGCCAACCCUUUCAUCAUCUUUUACCCCUUAAAACAAAUUGUAAAGGCAUUCUUUUCAAAGAAGGGGUCACUACACAUGAAAAAGGUUAUGUCUAUACACACAGGGUUGGUGGGCUGUUUGUGCUUUUACUGAAUUGAUGUCCAUAAUUUGUUUUAGCAAAAUGUAGCAAAUUGCCAGGCCAUUGUAUUAUUGGUUAGACACAGCCUUCAUCAGAUUAUAUGGAAAAGUCCAAUAAUUCCCACAAUGUCCAGCACCUUUGGACAUAAAUAAGUGAGCCCUAGGAGAUUCAAGUUGAUAGAUGCAAAUAGCAGGCAGUGAAUGGAUUAAAAGUGUUCCUUAAUGAAAUGCCAGAUAAAUUUAGGUAAGCCAAGGCCUUUUACAACUGAUGUAUCAGCAUAUUGUAGGGAGAAAGGCAGUCACAUUUGACACAGCUGACUUUGUACCAAUUUCUUAGCAAAAGUCAUAGCUUGAAAAUCAGAUUCAUGUGUAUAUUCUAAAUCCUGAUCUUCUGUUGUCUUGUCGCACUCCCUCCAUGUUUUAAACAACUGGACGUGGUAGUUUUAUUUGUGAAGACAGAAAUGGAAAAAAAAAUUACCAGAGGAGGGGGAGAGGAGCCUGACUUUACUGCAUUAGAUAUGAAAUAUAAUUUGAAGAAUAGACAUGUUACAUAUAUAGAGUAUAUAACAUAUACAUGCAUAUGUCCAUGUGAUACACAAACACUUAGAGAAUGAGUAUUUUGUUGACAGCUUGUGAUCAAUAUCCAGAAAAACCUAGUCUUCCAGGGGGUUUGAACCAUGUUUAAGUACUUGAAAUGUAUUGACUGCUGAAUUCUAUGUUUAAAAAGAGAAACGUUUGUUCUCUUCUGCAGAGGUUGGCAUUGUUUGGGAAUGGGACAAAGAUUUCUGGAUUUCUCUUCACACAACUUAAUUCCUUUGUUGCUGGAGCCUGGCAUUUUUCUUGCAUUAUAGGAUAUUUUUGGCAUUAGCUCAUGAACUGCAAGAACGUAAAACCUGGUAGCUCCAGGUGAUCAAGAACUACCCAGUGAUCUCCUACAUGGCCUCUGACUAUCAGGAGAACCCUGGGAUUUUUCAGAUCUAGAAAUUCAUUGUACUUUGUUUCAGCCUUGACAUUAGAAGGAAAAAAAAACCCAACAACUUAUGCAAUAUAUGCUAACCAGUCCAAAUAUGCUUGGACCAGAAAUUUGGGAUAUGGUUUAUUUUUCAGCUCAUUACUUUGUGCUCUGUGGGAGCAUAUCAAAAUGCAAGCUUCUGAUACUUCCUUGGCAAAUAUUGCAAAGAGAUUCAAACUCAGGGCUAAAGUUAUCCAGUCAAACUUUUCAGAGCCAGAAAUCACUUUGUCCCAGACCUACAAUGUGAAAAGGGUGAAUGAAUCCUUGCCACUUUUUUUCACCUGUCUAGCCAUUUUCUUGGCUAAAGCAUCUCCAUACACAUGACUUUGGAAUCGAAUUGAUACGCACUUUCAGAUACUCUUAUUUUUAUUCUCUUAAAAGUCUUUAUUAGCUUUGGAGAAAUGAUGCUUCUUUUUAUUUUAAAUGAAGUAGAUCAACGUGCUGGAACAAAUUGAAAAAAGAGCAGAAAACAUUUCAAUAUACUAAUGAUAAUUUUUUCCAAUAUAAAACAUGAAAUUCCUAUAACAUAUAGUAUUUUACAGUUUUAUGAAGCUUUCUAUUUGUGACUUUUAUGGAAUCAAGAGAUGAAGAAGAUGAGAUAUUUUAGCAUUUAUAUUUUUCAAAAUUAAAUGUAUACUUAAAUAAAUAACUUUAUGCAUUUA
This is a messenger RNA of Monodelphis domestica (gray short-tailed opossum), 10935 nucleotides long. The record is from RefSeq and is a predicted model, not a curated record. NCBI's taxonomy places the organism in Eukaryota, Metazoa, Chordata, Mammalia, Didelphimorphia, Didelphidae.